Messenger RNA from Ylistrum balloti, 951 nucleotides. RefSeq lists its product as uncharacterized. NCBI's taxonomy places the organism in Eukaryota, Metazoa, Mollusca, Bivalvia, Pectinida, Pectinidae. The transcript is spliced from 4 exons. The record is from RefSeq and is a predicted model, not a curated record. The coding region runs from base 1 to 951 and encodes 316 amino acids.
AUGGCCGGAUCUUGGGAACGGCUUAUUGGUACCGUUAGAAGGAUUCUGGACAGCAUGUUGCGUAAUACUGACACUUUACAUCUCACGCAUGAAGUGCUUACGACUUUUCUAGCCGAAGCGUGUGCUAUAGUGAACCAGCGACCACUGGUACCCGUAUCUGACGACCCUGAAAACCCAGUGUCAACAUCAACAGCAUCAUCACAUUCAUCAUCCUUAAGUCAACAUGAUAGGGACAGUCCAACCUAUGGAAGAGGUAGAGGUGGCAAGAGAAGAGGAAGAGGUGGCCAUAGCAGAGGAUGUGGAGUCCGAGAGACUCGGGGAAGAGGUCAAGAGACAUCAGCAAGUAGACCUCGAGGCAGAGGGCGAGGAAGGGGAAGGACUAGAGGGACACGAGCAGACAGUGCUGUUGAUGCCCUUCAACAAAGGAGGCAGACGUUAAGGAACAGAGUUAAUGAAAUGGAGGCUGCAGAUGCCAUGUCACUACUUUUGCGGGUAGUUGAACGCUUCUCGUCAAUGGUCUUUGAUCUUGUGGAAGAUGCUGGAGCAGCUGGAAGUGGAGGAUAUCACCCACCACCCGGAGCAAAUUCACCUCCUUGGUGCUCCUUUGGAAACUGCCGGGAAAUGCCAACAGCGCCUGAACGCUUGUGUUGCAGGAAGGAUCCAGCAAACUGCAUAACCAAUCUGCCGGACUUUCAAGUGUUGGUGUUGGAUGAAGCGGUUUUGGCACUAGCAAGAUUAUACCGCCAGGAUACGUUUGCCUUGCCAGAAGAGGAAGACUGGAACAAGGCAAAUCGACAUGCUGCAUACAGACAAUACAUUUUUUGGCAGCUUGGUCGCCUAGGAACAGGUGAUCGCCGCGUUAUACCAAGUUGUGCCGUUUGGAAGAUCCGAGAAAGGUAUCCGGACCAAUUUGGACAAUACACUGGUUUUAAGGCUUCACGCUUGGCAUAG